AUGUCCAGCUGGGUGAUCAGGGCUACGAAAAGAACAGACAAUGAAGUGGUUCCAGGAUCAUCUAGAUACGUGGCGACCGAAUUGGAUUACCAGCUUACUGAAACAGCGUUUCAGAUUGGUGAGCAUUAUGGGGAAUUGUAUCACCAGCUUGAUCGACUUGGUUCGAUGACAAGGGAUAUAUUGAAUGGCACCUUCCAUUUGGAAGACGGUGAUGCCACAGCUAAGCAAAUGAAUGAAACUGGAAAGCAAAGUAAACGAUUGAAGAAGGUCCCUCGAGAUGAGCUGGAAACACUGAACCUACCGCGUACAGGGCCUAUCCUUGAAAAGCCUAUCCUUGAAAAGCCAAUACUUGAAAAGCCAAUCCUUAAAAAGCCUAUACUUGAAAAGCCAAUCCUUGAAAAACCUAUACUUGAAAAGCCAAUCCUUGAAAAACCUAUACUACCGCAUGCGGAGCCUAUUCUACCACUUUGUGAAAGUAUUCCUGAGAAAGUACUUCCGUUUGUUACACCAAAAACUCCAGCCAAAGUGCUGAUCAAUCUAGAUAACUCCUUCGAGGCUAUAAGUACUGCAAUUCGGAAGAGCACUGCGCUCAGAAAUCGACUCGCUGUGAACCCCGAAGUGAUAGCCAAGACACCCAAUACGCGCAGUUCGAUUUUUGUUUCCUUCCCGCAUAGAGAAUCAUUACUUUCAAGGCAUAGCAAAGUCGCGUCAGAUAUUCAUGGGUCAGGAAACAAAGCGUUUCCUUCAUCAAAAGACGAAAGUAGUACUGAUUUAGAUCGAAAUGUUGACGUUGACCUAUCUUAUAAAGAGCAAGUUAGCAUUCAAUCGAGUCCUGAAAAGCUACAACUAUUCACUAGUAAUGCUCCGUCGAGAAAUAUCACCACCGAUUUGCAGCCCACGAUAACUGCGUGGGAGAAAAUAAUAACGUUGAGAUCCUUAUCUCCAAAGCGACUGACAUUGCUGCCAAAAAGGUCUCCUAUAAGGCUGUCUCGAUCACGUAGCCGAUCUCCCAUAAGAAUCAAGGAUAGUCCGUUGAAAUCGCCUCAUAAUCAGAGCUUAUACAGAACUAAAUCAGAAGCAAUACUUGAAAGAUUGACAUCUCCAACUGCAUCCACGGCGGCAAAGAGUGUAAAGAAAGUUGAGAAGAAGAUCCAGGGAAACCGAUUCCUAACUACAUCGCUUCAACGGAAAAGGGACGACGACUCUAGGGCCAACUAUCAACGGCUAGCCGAACCAGUUGUACCUAAGCACAAGUAUCCGCUUCCGAAUAGCACAAAGAAGUCAAUGAUGGAAAAGAGAAGCGAGGCUGCAGCAUUGAAACAGAGGCAGAAGAUAGUAGUAAAAGUUAGGGAGGCUAGUCAGGUACGAGGAAGGUCUCUCCCUGUAACACAUACUCCACAAAAAGUGACUCCAGAGCACCUACCUUUUAUUCCAUCGGACGAUGAUAAAGAUGGGUACAGUAGAGUUGUUAAGCCAUGGGGAAACUCUCCUGAGAUUCGGAAACUUGUUGACGCAGGAAACAAUGCAGAUCCAUCAAAGAUUUUUCCUUCACGACCAGGAGUCGAUUUGUCUAAGGUGUUUAAUAAAACGUAUAAACAAUCACCUAUGCAAGAAAGGUGA
Molecule: messenger RNA, 1620 nt
Organism: Lodderomyces oxycetoniae
Lineage: Eukaryota; Fungi; Ascomycota; Pichiomycetes; Serinales; Debaryomycetaceae
Exons: 1
Coding region: 1-1620 (539 amino acids)
Source: RefSeq, a predicted model, not a curated record